This is a messenger RNA of Zerene cesonia (dogface butterfly), 2595 nucleotides long. It is a transcript of the gene nuf, whose product is annotated as rab11 family-interacting protein 4. Bases 82 to 1398 code for a protein of 438 amino acids. Gene Ontology annotation, biological process: regulation of cytokinesis; endocytic recycling. The record is from RefSeq and is a predicted model, not a curated record. NCBI's taxonomy places the organism in Eukaryota, Metazoa, Arthropoda, Insecta, Lepidoptera, Pieridae. The transcript is spliced from 13 exons. Gene Ontology annotation, cellular component: cleavage furrow; recycling endosome membrane; midbody.
UUCCAAUCAAGUUUUAACAAUAAUAUAAGUGCAUUUUAUGCUGUAAUAUAUUAAGAAACUAUAAAUUGCAAAAGAAAACCAAUGACAUCAAUGUCCAAAGUGGUAGUGUUUUUGCGAGAAGCAGAGGGCACAGAAGUGGAUGGUGUUCUGGACACGUGGUGGAGGGGACUGGUGCUGCUUGCCAAGUUACUGGGAAUCUGCUACCAACUGCUUUAUCGUAUUGUUUACGAAUCGAAGGUGCCAGUGGCUGUGAUGAUGGCGCCGAGUGUUUUCCAAAGAACGAAGUCACCUCGGUCUUCACCAGGAAACCAUGCACGGAAACUACAGAAUGGAACAGAAGCCAGCCAAGCAGAGAAUACGGCAGACUCCAGUCCUGGUAACUCAAUAUCAGAUGCAGAAAAUUUUGAGUGUUAUGGUGAAGCUGAUGGCGACGCACCUAACAACACAACGGAAAAUGGAUCACGAAGUCCAGGCAACCCUCUGAACCGGCAUUCUUGGACGAGAACCAGCUUAAGGCGGACACCCCCUAGCCAUCAAGAGAAUCUACCGCAUCGCAGAUGGGGAUCCAUGAGACACUCGGGAAAACGACAAAUCGGAUCCAAUGUCUUAGCAAGCCAAUUGUACCGGUCGUCGUCCUUCAACUCGUCCGGGUGCGGGUCAGGCGGCGAGCCCGCAGACGAUAUGUACUCAGAUGUGUCGCUCGAGGAGGACGUACAAGGACUAAAUUAUAAGGUUCAACUACUACAGCAGCAGGUCACGUCACUAGCGGACACGCAGAGCACGGCGGACGAGCGAUACGCCCGCGCGAAGGCCGACAACGCCGUGCUGCAAGCUCGCGUACACAUGCUCGACGAACAGAUUAGAGAGAUUGAAUGCCGCUGUGAAGAACGUAUAGCGGAAGAACAGAAGAGAUGUAGAGAAGCGAUAGCUCGUGUCGAAAGGGAUAGAGACGCGCAGCUGGCGGCGCAACAGGAGCUGCGCGCGCUGAGCGCCGCGCCGCCGCCGCCGCCCGACCCGCGCCUCGACGAGCUGCGGCAGGAGCUCGCGCUGCUGCGCACCCAGAAUAAAUCUCUCACGGAAGCGCAAGAAGAGUUACAAGCGCAGAUUCUGACUCGCGGCGUAGAGGAAGGCCGCAGUCUGCUGGACGGUGUGAGCGGCCCGCUCGUCGCCACCAACUCCUUAGCGCACGAGCUGUCGCAGAUGAGUGACCACGAGCUCGUUGGUAGCGAACAAACUGAUCACAGCAUAGAGUUGGAAAAGUUACAAAAAGCAUUAAAAGAACAGCAAGACGUCAAUGUGCAACUCAGAAACUACAUCGAUGGAAUUCUUCUGUCCAUAGUCGAGAAUUAUCCACAGCUCCUGGAAGUCAAGUAUCAGAAACCAGAUAUCAAAUCAUAACGCCAAUGUGUCCUAAAUAUUUUGUAAACAAGAGAUUCGAGUUAUGCUCAUCCGGCCAUCUCGUUCUAAAUUAUAGAUUUAUAUGUGAUAAGAAUGAGAUAGCAUGAUCAAUGUUAUUUCGAAAUUAUUGGCACAGAUUAUAAAAUGUUAGAUGAUUAUGACGUUUGAACAACAAUGCAUCUUUUGCUGCUCAAGAACGCAACGCAGCGCGUCGCUAAGUUUUUAAUAGGCCUUCAAUGUUUAAACAGAAGUGUUGAUUGUGAGGCAUUGAAAUUUCACCGCUCUUUUUAAUUUCUAUAAAAUAUUACUUAAUUAAUUCAUAAUUUUAAUAUGUUUAAAAUGCAUUGCAUGUGAAUUAUACUUUAGUCCUAGUAAACAUUUCCAUUUCAAAAUUAACACUGUGAUAAUGUAAGAAAUAAUCUAUUUUAAAUUAUAUGUAUGUUAUAAUAUUUAACACAAAUUAUUGAUUCAUGAGUUUUAGAAUAUAAAUUUCUUCACUAUUGGCCUAUACUGAAUGGUACUUACAUUACAAUGAUUUUCUUCUUGAAUUCGCAACCAAACUGUUUACAAUAUUUCAUAACAUGAUAGCUAUAUUGGAAGCAAAAAUAUUGUACCAAUUGUUAUACUUAAUGGCGUUAACUUUAAAUACGAGUGCCACAAAAUAUCCAAGAUAUUAAAUAUAUUAUGAAUGUAAAUAUUGUAUAGGUAGAUUAGUUCCAAAUGUAUAGAAAUAUGUUCCUUUUAUUAUCUCAUAGACAUGCUUUUAUUAGUGCUGUAGAUAAUAAAGGAAAAUUAUUUUUUUAGUAUUAUGUAGAUCUGGGAAUAAUAAAUAUAUAAAGGCCAGGCCGUCCAUAGAUUUUAUUAUAAUGUGUUACUACCCUCAAUAAUUUUAAUUCAAGACUGUGGUAGGUAGUAAUUCAUAUCGGUGCAAAUUUACUCUUAAAGUUAAGAGUACAUAAAAUAUUUAAUUAUUUAUGAAUGAUUUAAAGCCAUUAUGAAUUGUAUUCCUAAAUUUUAUUUCAUAGCAUACGUUAUAGUACCUAAAAUAAUUUAAAAUAGAGAUAUUAUUGUGUAUUUUUACAAUGAUGUAUCUAAUGUAAGAUCAUAGCUUAUAGGCAUUUGUGUACAUUUUGAUAAUACACCUGUGAAAAUAAUGAAAUUUAAUCAUAUUAUAUCAAAAUAAAACCAUUCUAAUAU